Messenger RNA from Meloidogyne enterolobii, 2439 nucleotides. Lineage: Eukaryota; Metazoa; Nematoda; Chromadorea; Rhabditida; Meloidogynidae. The record is from the annotation of a GenBank genome assembly.
AUGCCCCGAGGGAGUACACAAUCGAAUGAUGCGCUUAUGUAUGAUGAAUGGAACUACCUUCGAAAUGAGUGGAUUUAUGUGCAGGGCGAAUGGAUUCAAAAUAAUGUGAAUGUUGGAGUGUUUGAUGCUGCUGUGACAAUUCUCUCAAAUAAAGUUGCAAUAUUUACCUCAAAUAAUAGCAACUUAAACUCAUGUGAUCAUAUUACUGCUGAAAAUGAUUUGAGGGAAUAUGAUACAAUCCAGGUUGAAACCAAAGAAGCAUUAAGAGAUAGCCCUAAAGAAAGGAAAAAAAUACUGUUGAAAAGGAAAAAAUUGCUUUCGAAAAUCUGUCAAUGUUUUACACCUUCUUCAACAUCUCCUCAUCACACUCCUCAUCAAGAGGCUUCCACUCCAUCCACAAAAAAUCAUUGCGAGGAACUAAUCGAAUUAAUUAUUCGCUGUAAAGUGUUUAUUAGAGAUUUACAUUCUGAAGGCGCAGAAGGCUCUCUGAUUGAUAUAUUCUCUUUUAUGAAUAAUCAUCCACAUCUUCAAUUGCUUAGACAAAUUUUAAAUUUGUCUACAGUUCAAAGUCGAGGGUUGGAUAAAGCUAUAAAUGAGAGAAUUUACCAAGAACAUCUGGAGAAUAAAAUGAGAAAAGCAUAUAAAAAUGCAAUUGUGCAAGGGGCUGGUCCUGUUGGUUUAUUCGCUACCUACAAACUUUUUAUUGGAGGAGUGAAUGUAACGCUUGUAAAUGAUCGUUCCGAGGAUUAUAUAAGAAAUCGAGUUGUCUAUUUUGACCGAAAAUGGAUGUCACAAUUACGUUUCUUUUUGGGGACUAAAUUUGAUGAAUUAUUUUAUGACAAUGAAAACGGAGAAAAACCUUUGGGAAGAAUACUUGAUGAAGAUAUUGGGUUUGUUAACAUAAAAAAUAUGGAAAAUGUUUUGAAGAAACGGUUAAAAGUUCUGUCAAGUUAUAUAAAUGGACGAGAAAUUCAACAAGGAAACCAACAAGAAAAAUCAUUUCUGAAUUUGGUUUAUAAUACAGCAGUUUUGAACAUAAAUACACAGUAUGAAAAGCCUUUGGCCAUCCUCGGUGCUCCACAAAAGCGUCCUGAAUCCUUUGAUUUUAAUCAUGUGAUAGAAAUGUUAGAAAAUUAUGAAGGAAUGACAAUUUUCGAAUCAAAUGUCAUUGGAAUUCCUUUUGAUAUAUUUUUCUGUGCUGGUGGUGCAAGAGACCAAAUAAGGACGAACUUUAUAGAGCCACCGCAACAAUUGACAGAAUCAAUAAAUUAUGGGGUUGUUAUCUUCGAUAAAAUGAAUCCUAGCAUUAUAGUUUUCGAAGAUUAUGCUGCCUUCUACCGUGAUCCAAUGGCUAAUAUGAGUGAACAUCUGGAGAAACAAAAUAUCGAUGGAUUGAUUUGGCACGCUGGUUUUCUUUCUGAUGAGCUUAAAUCGAAGUAUUUCAACUUAACUGAGAUGAUCUUACAAGAUAAUCAGAUCGUUGUUCGUCUUUUUGAGUCAAAUCCAACAUUGCAUAUUGCAUCUAUAACACCUCAAGCACUUGUAGAUUUUAUUGAGGAAUUUAAUGCAGAGAAAAGAAGCCGUGCUAAUGAAUUCCAUGAAGCUGAGAAUGAAUUAUAUUUAAAACUAGCUUCCAAAGGAAAAAAUAAUUCGAAAAUGCUAAGAGAAAUGAAAAACACACAUGAACAAAUAUUAAAACAAUAUGACGAAUUUCACGAAGAAUUGCAAAAAAGAUGGGCCAAAGCUCUUUUUAAUUAUACAUUUUCUACUAGACAUCCUGAGAAACAAGGGCAAGUAGUUAUUGAAGGUGAUGAACAUGUUGGAAGUUCAAGUACAAGUUCUAAAGGCAAAGAAAUAGCACAUGAACCGGAACAAACUCUUAAAUUUGAUCCUCACAGUGCUAAUACAAGCACUUUUUGGGUUGGAAUUUAUGGAAUUGAAAAUCCUGUAAAGCAAAUUCAUGGAAGUUCAUCAAUUAUUGCAGCUAUAGGUGAUGCAAAUACAAGCGCUCAUUUUAUGACUGCUAGCGGGAUUAGUACAGGCAAGUUACAACGAAUAGUAAGGAGCAAUAACGAGUCUUUUAACUAUAAAUUUUCAAUUUCUCCCGGUAUAGUGAUAAAAUUCACAAAAUUGCCCUUACUACACUACUGCUCAAAAGUAUUGCACCAAGCUAGCCGAUUGGGAGUUGAGAAUGCUGUUAAUGCGAUUAAAUGGUACAAUCAAAGCAAUGAAGAGUUAAAUCUGGAGACAAUGUUAGGUGCCGCCUUGAGAAAAGUUCGAAGGCGAGUACUCGAGAAAGCUCAAGAAUAUGUCAAGAUAGAGGAAGGAGUAAAAAUGGAUCUUGAAAAUUGAAGAAGAAAGUGAGGAUUGAUUUGAGAAGAUGUACAAGUGAUUUGAAGUCGUGAACUUUUUAGUUUUAGUGGGGUUUUAUUGGGCUUU